GCUACUGAGCGUCGCCCAGGAAAACGACCCACUGCCGGCGGCUCUGUGCAGAACUGGCUCCUCAGGCGCCUGCCAGCGAGGCCAUCGCUGGGGAGGGGGAAGGGAGCGCCGAGGGCCAGGUGCCUGCGCUCUGACCGACCUGGGCGGAGGGGCCCCGGGCAGAAAACCAAGCGGCACGGGGAAGGGGGGACACGCCCCGGUCUCGGGGGCACAGAGGGGUUCUUCACAGAGCCAGGCCAUCCGCAGUGCGUUCAGACCAUUCUCUCCGUGUUUGUAA
Rangifer tarandus platyrhynchus (Svalbard reindeer) is the source of this 277-nucleotide messenger RNA. NCBI's taxonomy places the organism in Eukaryota, Metazoa, Chordata, Mammalia, Artiodactyla, Cervidae. The record is from the annotation of a GenBank genome assembly.